UGUGGGAAAGUAAUCUUUGUAUUUUCCACAGGUGCGGCUGUACCGGGGCUGGCAGCAAGACCGUGGGAGAGAACGGGAUGGGAGACCUUUGGCAAAAAGGCCCUGAGUCAGAAGAAGACGUCGAGGCUUUACCAGCAAGAUCCCUGGAGAAUGUUUCAUUCCUGGCUGAGGCUGAUGACAGUUGGGAGAACGAGAAUGAGGGAAGAAAAUCUGGGAUACUGCCAGAAAGGGCUCAGGAUGUGGAAAUGAAUCCCGAAAACCCAGAUCGACCACAUAGCCAGGAUGGAAACCUAAUCGAGAAUUUGCGGAAAGAUUCCUUUACUUUUGAAGACGGAGAUUUCCUGGAAGUAAACAGCGGAGAGGACAGAAACAAAUGCAGCGUGUGUGGGAAGGUGUUCAAGGAUGACUCAAACCUUAAGAGACACCAAAGAACCCACACAGGGGAAAAACCAUAUCACUGUUUGUACUGUGGGAAGAGGUUCAGUCGGAACACAAACCUCGCUUCCCAUCACAGAACCCACACAGGGGAGAAACCAUAUGUCUGUUCAGUAUGUGGCAAGACUUUUUGUGAUAAAUCAAGCCUUAAUAGACAUCAGAGAACCCAUACCGGGGAGCGGCCAUAUGAGUGUGAUGAGUGCGGGAAAAGCUUUGACCUGAGCCAGGCGCUUAUUAGUCACCAGAGAACUCACACAGGAGAGAGACCGUAUCGGUGCUCGGAAUGUGGGAAAACAUUCAACCGGAGUCAAAACCUCCGGAGUCACCAGAGAAUUCACACAGGAGAGAAACUGCAUAAGUGUUUAGAAUGUGGGAAAAGUUUCAGCCGCAGCCAGAACCUUACUAGGCAUCAGAGCAGCCACACAGACGAUAAGUUGUAUAAGUGCUACGAGUGUGGGAAAAGCUUCCGCCUGAGCCAGGCCCUUAUUAGCCAUCAGAGAAUCCACACCGGAGAGAAACCAUAUACAUGCUCUCAGUGUGGAAAAAGCUUCAACCUUAGUCAGAACCUGAUCAGCCAUCAGAGAAUCCACACUGGAGAAAAACGGUAUAAGUGCUCAGAAUGUGGGAAAAGCUUCAGCUGGAGCCAAGAUUUGCUCCGCCACCAGAGAAUCCACACAGGAGAGCAACCGUAUCAUUGCUCCGAAUGUGGGGAACGCUUCAAUCGGCGAGAGAACCUUAUUAGACACAUGAGAAUACACCUGGGAGAAACUGCUUAAGUUGGAAUGAGUGUGCAGGGACCAGUCCGUUAUCAUCUAUCAGAGAAUCCUCACCCAAGAAGUGUAUUAAAAAAAAAAAUCUAGCUAGGAUACUA
Messenger RNA from Elgaria multicarinata webbii, 1306 nucleotides. RefSeq names its product zinc finger protein 501-like. The transcript is spliced from 3 exons. The record is from RefSeq and is a predicted model, not a curated record. NCBI's taxonomy places the organism in Eukaryota, Metazoa, Chordata, Lepidosauria, Squamata, Anguidae. Gene Ontology annotation, biological process: regulation of transcription by RNA polymerase II. Bases 78 to 1211 code for a protein of 377 amino acids. Gene Ontology annotation, cellular component: nucleus. Gene Ontology annotation, molecular function: DNA-binding transcription factor activity, RNA polymerase II-specific; RNA polymerase II cis-regulatory region sequence-specific DNA binding.